AUGGUCUCUAAGGAAGAUCGCGAGAUCCUCCGGGCGGAGUUGCGGUCGCGUGGCAACAACCUCAAUGCCACGGACCGCGAGAACUUGCUGAAGCCAUAUUUGCCAGAUCCGUCCGAACUGCCUGGCUCGACACGACGAUUCCGCGCCUCAACGGCGUCCUCCCAACGGCGUUCUAAGCCGCGCAAGACCCCAAUUCGCACGUUCCUUAAGUCGCAAAUGCACCGCCUGGUCUAUGCCGUCACCCAUAUCGUUUUUGGUAUCGUGGUACGCCUCCUCCAGGCCUACCACGCGGUUGUCGACCGAAUCUUUGCCAUCGUUUAUCACCACCACCGCACCCCCGAACUGAUCCGCAAAGAUGUGCGCGGCUUGAAGCGAAUCCCCCAACAUCUAAGCGUGAUAUUGUCCCUGCAUACAGAGGAGGAUGCACUGGCGGUCUUGAUGGACGAGGUUGCCGAAUUGGCUGCCUGGAGUGCCUGCGCGGGCAUUUCGCAACUUAGUAUAUACGAGAAAACAGGUGUUCUCAAAUCCUGUAUUCCGGCCCUACAUCAAAUAAUCACCACAAAGCUAGCAUCCUACUAUGGCACACCCUCACAACAGCCCACUCUACAGCUAUUUGCCCCCCACCAUCCUGUACACGGGGCCGCACCCAACCCCAAGUCUGACACCCCUUCCCUCGCCAUCCUCCUGAUAUCCUCCACAGAUGGCCGUGAAACCCUGGUCGACCUGACCAAGACCCUGGCCGAAAUGUCGCAGAACGGCAAGCUGUCCCCCGAGGACAUUACGCCGGAACUGGUGGACGCGGAGAUUAGUGAAAUCACCACGCAUCCUCUGCAAGCCGGUGGACGCGCGGCCAGUAUCCUCAAGCCCGAGCCGGACCUUCUCUUAGUGUUCGGGCCGUUCCUGAAAUUGGAUGGGUACCCACCGUGGCAGAUUCGCCUGACUGAGAUGUACUGUACUGGGGAUCGCAGUCACGGUCUGACUGGGUACGGUGAGGCUGUGGAGUACCAAGGGUUUAUGCGAGGGUUGUGGCACUACGCCGGGGCCCAGAUGCGGUUUGGCCGGUGA
Penicillium macrosclerotiorum is the source of this 1065-nucleotide messenger RNA. RefSeq names its product ditrans,polycis-polyprenyl diphosphate synthase. The transcript is spliced from 2 exons. Gene Ontology annotation, cellular component: dehydrodolichyl diphosphate synthase complex; endoplasmic reticulum membrane. The record is from RefSeq and is a predicted model, not a curated record. Gene Ontology annotation, molecular function: ditrans,polycis-polyprenyl diphosphate synthase [(2E,6E)-farnesyl diphosphate specific] activity. NCBI's taxonomy places the organism in Eukaryota, Fungi, Ascomycota, Eurotiomycetes, Eurotiales, Aspergillaceae. Bases 1 to 1065 code for a protein of 354 amino acids.